Vitrella brassicaformis is the source of this 1430-nucleotide messenger RNA. The record is from the annotation of a GenBank genome assembly. Lineage: Eukaryota; Vitrellaceae.
CCUACGUGUGUGCGCGCAUUGACUGUGGCAUACACACAUGCAUCCAUCGAUUGUCGCCAUAAAUAAGCAAGCAGGCAGCGUCAUCACAGAACCACACAACUGACAGGCUGACGCGGGCGGUCGCCAAGCAAGCUCCAGGUACCGUGGACUCUGCUCGUCGGGGAGAACACAUCGCCAUCCCUUGUGGGGCCGGGGGAGAGGCCGGGGGAGAGGCGGAGUUCUCACACUUCCACCAGAGACCACCAUACCCCAUCGAGCAAGCUUGGCGUUGACAAAAGGCCGACAUACGACGCAUCUCUCUCUCCCCCCCACCCAAUUCACUCACUGCCUCUUCCUUCUCUUUUUUCUUUCCUUGAAGUCGCUCUUGCUCCCCUCCUGGGCUCUCUGCUGCAGCUCCCCAUACUUGCGCUUACUCCACUUGUCAACCUCAGCACUCUUAAGCAGGUCGCUUAGCAGACUCUCGCCGCCCCGCCUGUUCCGCCGCCUGCUCAGCGCCCCCCUGGCGAUGCUCUCCCUCCCCCCGCCCACCCCAGGCAUCCCCCCCUCCACCACCUUGGCAAUGUGGAAGUGAGUCGGCAGCUUCUUAGAGUCCUGGCCCUUGUAGAACCGCUUCGGGUCAGCCACACCCCGCAGACGCAAAGCCAGCAGCUCGUUCUUCACCUCGGGGGUCAGUUCCUGCUUGGGCAGGCCGAACCACUGGUCCAGCUUGUCGGCCUGCUCCUUCUUGCGCUGCUUCUGCCGCUCCUUGGUGCUGUCGAGAGGAGCGGCCUGCAGGGGGGAGGACAACGACUGCAUCUGGACCACUUGAGGGGGGAGCUUGGCCUUAAGCUGCUCGAUGGUUCGCUGACGCGCCGAGAGAGCCGACUGCGUGUUUGUGGCGGAUGCGGGGAGGGGGUCGUCUUUGGCCGUGGUUCGUUUCUUCUUGCCGUGAUAGUGCUGCAGGAGCCUGACGUUGCUGCGUAGGUCGACUGUGGUGUCAUGCUGGCUGUCGUCGAGUGCUGAGAUGUCGAUGGCCUCAAGCUCUGGGACGCUGGUGGGGAUGAGGGGACGCGCAGAAGCCGCCUUGACCUUGCCCAGAUCAGAUGACGCUGACAUCGGGAUGAAAAAGAUGCUCGAAGAGAUCCACAGCGCGGGAAGAAGGGGAAAGAACGAGGAAAGUGGGAAGAAUGGCGACAAGUGCCAAGCUCGCAUGAAGCGACUAGAGGAUUGAACGAAUGGCUCGGGUGCACUGGCAGCGCUGGACGGUCCCGAGUAGGUGCUGUGAGGUGAAAUCGAUGGGUUGGUGCAUUGCGCCGCACAACGCUGUUUCAUCUCAGUGACACGUGAUCAUUAAGUAAGACUGGCAUUACAGUGUCACCAGACAAGAGCCGGUUGCGAAAGCGUCCCUGUCAUGGGGGAAGGAACGGUUGCGAAAAGGAGGCAGAUCGUCG